CGUUACUCAACCCUACAAAAAUUCUAACUCCACAGUACAUCCACCGUAUCUUGCAAUUUGCAAACCCUCUUUUUCUCUCUCCUCCCAUUUUUUAACUUUUGUAAUUAAUGUGGAGGGGCAACCGUAUACGGCGCAUUGUACGGUUAACGCAGAUGCUGAAACGGUGGCGGAAAAAAGCGUCGAUUUCUCAGGUACCGGCCGAUGUACCUCCUGGACACGUUGCCGUCAAUGUGGGGAUGAACGGUCGGCGAUUCAUCAUUCGUGCGUCGUACCUAAAUCAUCCAUUGUUUCAGAAUCUUCUACGGAAAGCUGAGGAAGAGUUUGGAUUCGAUAAUAACGAGGGACCGAUUUGUAUCCCGUGCGACGAGUCAAUGUUUGAGGAAACGCUUCGAGUUGUGGCUCGCUCGGAUAACCUUCCAAGUGUGUGCCGUGUUAAGGAUUCGAUUUCGCUUCCCCUGCUUCGUAGUAUUCCGGAGAAAUCUAUCUGCUGAGUUGACUCGGUGUGAGUCAACUCGUUCUUUAGGUUUUUGUUUUAGGGUUCGGCUUCCUGGAAUUUUAUUGAGGCAGCUGGAUUAUUUUUAAUUUUAAUUAAUUAUUAACUAAACACGCCAUAAUGUGAAUGUGGGCGUUUUUUCUAAUUUGGUUUAUCCCUGCACUUUUUGUCCACAGGGAACCGAGUUAUUGAGUUUUUAGGUGAGUUAGUGAGUGAGUUAUUAGUUUAACUCAGGUGGUGAUGGCAAAAAAACGAGUCAUCCCGAGUUGGAAAAGUUAUUUUGUAAGUUUCACUUUAUUUGACGACAAUUAUAAUGUUUUUCAAUUCAUUAAUUCUUCUUCCGAUUUCUACAGUAAUUUCAUUGCUAAUUUUUUUAGAAUUACUGUUAGUUUAGAUUUGCUUUUACUUUUUAUGUACUAUUUUGUUGAUUUUAAAAUAUUAUGUGCAUUCCCCUUUGAAAUUUCUGUAUUUUCAUUUGAGAAAG
Messenger RNA from Amaranthus tricolor (Joseph's coat), 977 nucleotides. RefSeq names its product indole-3-acetic acid-induced protein ARG7-like. Gene Ontology annotation, biological process: response to auxin. The transcript has a single exon. NCBI's taxonomy places the organism in Eukaryota, Viridiplantae, Streptophyta, Magnoliopsida, Caryophyllales, Amaranthaceae. The record is from RefSeq and is a predicted model, not a curated record. Bases 108 to 491 code for a protein of 127 amino acids.